UUCAGGUUCAGAGCACCUGAAGAGCGGAAGUUCAGCGUUCCAGUCCGGAAGUCCCGAGAGGAAACGUUCGCAAAGGCUGCCGGGAGGCGUGGUUUUUAAACGAGAACCGCUCUUCAUCUGGAGUGAGUGCGCUUGCGCCGCAUCGAUCCUCUCAGGUCUGGAACAUGGCCGCGCGGUCGCUGUGGGCGGUCCGGCGGCGGUUGCAGCGCCUCCUGGCCUCCAAUACCGCGUCGGAGGGCAGAUUACGUGACUGGUUGAAUACAGGAUCUGUUUUAGUCAUCUGUUACAACUCAGAAGCUGUCAAAUAUAUUAUUCUGGGAUGGCUACACCCAUUCAGCACUGCCACCCAGAGAACUGCUGGUGAGGAUUGCAGUUCUGAGGACCCUCCUGAUGAGCUUGGGCCUUCUCUUGCUGAACGAGCCUUAAGAUUAAAAGCUGUUAAACUAGAGAAGGAAGUCCAGGAUUUAACACUGAGAUACCAGAGAGCUGUAGCUGAUUGUGAAAACAUCAGGAGACGGACCCAGAGAUGUGUGGAAGAUGCCAAGAUAUUUGGAAUCCAAAGUUUUUGUAAGGACUUGGUGGAGGUGGCAGACAUUUUGGAGAAAACUACUGAGUGCAUUUCUGAAGAAACAAAGGCUGGGGACCAGAAGCUCACUCUGGAGAAAGUCUUCCGAGGGUUGUCACUUCUAGAAGCAAAGCUGAAAAGUGUAUUUGCUAAGCAUGGUCUGGAGAAGAUGGCACCCAUUGGUGAUAAAUACGAUCCCCAUGAGCAUGAACUCAUCUGUCACGUGCCAGCUGGUGUUGGGGUACAGCCUGGCACCGUGGCAUUAGUAAGACAAGAUGGCUACAAACUUCAUGGCCGCACCAUUAGACUUGCCCAGGUGGAAGUGGCAGUAGAGUCUCAGAAGAGACUAUGAACAGGCCAACAGGAACAGAAUAUUCUCCCAGGGUGCAGUCACCUGUGUUUCCUUUAUUUAUUAAUCUAGGUUUGUAUUGUACAUGAGGUACUUCAUGUGAUCUUUUUCAGAUAUAUAUAGUCAUAUUGGCUUUAUUUCUAAGAUUCUGUUGAUUUUAUAUGACCCAUUUGGUCUUAUCAGAAGUCUUUACUAUCAAGCAUUUGAACAAUAUGACAGAUGUUCUUAUGGCCUUUAUCAAAAUAUGUUUACGAAAAUUAUCUUUAAAUUGGUACUCUGAUUGACUUUGAAUUCAAAAUUCACUUAACUAUGUAUCUUCAACUAAUUGCUGAAAUUAGUACAAUAUCUUGUGUUUUGUGGUAUAAGACAGUAGAGAUUGAGUCAACAUGUGGGUAUUUAGAUGAUAAAGCUUUAUUUACACUUAUAUAAAAAUUUAGAUCACUUGGGUUGGUUUUUAUAUACAUGGAUUUUCAGGACUUCCCUUGUAUUAUAAUUUUCAUUUAACCAUCCUUUGUGGUCCCUGCUAGGCUUUGUACUCACAUCACUGUUCCAAACCCACCCCUUUCCAACUCCAGUUGGAAGGGCUAAAGGGUCAGGCUAGACUUGAAACUAGAGAACAUCAAGCAAUUUGAGGUACCUCCCUUUCAAGCAGAGAAUUAUUUUCAUCCUUUCUAAAUAUAUCGUAAUUUCAGGCAAACAGGCAGCACCCACAGCUCAUGACCCAAAUGGGUCUAUAUAGGUAAUAGAGCUACUCCUCCCACUUGCCCAGACUACACUUCUGUCAAAUUUGCCUUGGAAUACUCUAUUGGAUUAUGAGGGGAUGGUGAUCUGGACAAAAACAUUAGGUUCCCACAGUUUCUCAUUCAGUUAUGCUGAGUCUUUUGGUUUUUGUUUGUUCGUUUAAUUGGAACUCAAAUCACUACCUCUCUUAACACUGACAAACUUUAUUUUUUGUUUUUGUGGUGCUUAGAAUCAAACCCAGGGUCUUAUACAUGCUGUGCUCCUGAGUUAUUUCUCUAGCCCUGACGGCUUUAUUUCCUAGGUUUUGUAUCCAUCUUAAAUUACAUUUGUGUAAACAUCUAGUUCCCUUUUUAUGUAUUAACCUCCUGAAUAUAGUUGACCUGUGUAUCUUUUUCAGUCUUACUUUGUAGCUAGUGUUGUAUAAAAGCCAUGUCCGAGAAAUGACCAAGUGUAUGAAUAAUAUAUCAGUCAGAUGUUAGAAGUCUUGGAGAUAUUUUAAUUUUAGAAGAGGGUUUAAUCUAAUUUUAUCCUUUCUGCUUCUUCUGAGUUAUAAGUAAUCUUUUUUUAGGACUGGACUCAAAGGGGAAAAUCUCAAUAUAACUUUAAUAUGGAGAAGUAGAUACGAUGUUCAAUAAUUAAAGGUUAAUAUACAUGCAAAUGUGUCCCCAGCAGACAGUUAGUUGUUAGAUGUACAGAUUGUAUAAAUUCAUCACCACAAAAUCCACUUCCCCUGGAACUCCAAACCCUAUAAGGAAGCAAAAUUGGCUUCCUUUCACACCCUUCUAAGUUUCCUUGACUACGCUGUGAAUUAAACUGACGUAAGAUGGAGAAAAACAUACUUCAUUAUUAUAUAUGUAUGUAUGUGAGACUCAAGGGCCAGGUAGUCGAAGCUUCUGUGGCAUCCUGAACUAUAAAAUUGGUCUCCUACAGUCAUAUUUUGGGGUGGUUAGUUAUCCUUUUAGGCAGUAGAGAUAAAUGUAAGAUACUACACAGACACGUAAUGAUAAAGUCAUCCUCUAAAAUAUUACCAUCUCCACCAGAUCUUCAAAAAGCAAAUGGGGAGUGGGGAUGGUAUAACUCAGUGUCGAGUGCAGAGAGUAGGGGGCCGUAGACAAGGAAACAUGCACUCUUAAAAUGGAACCAAAAGAUUCUUGGAAUUCCACUAAGUGCAUACUAUAAAUGUAAUGAAUAAUCAAAUUUACAUUAGGAAUUUGUCCUUUUUUGCCUUAAUUCCUAUCAUAUUGCCAGAUGGUAACAAUAAGAAAAUGAGCCAGUUAGCCAUGUGGGCUUUGGAAUUACUAGCUAUCAUAUCAAUGAACUGGAAUUAGCCAUAAUCUUAUGUAUGAAAUGUUCUGAUUACCUGAAGAGUUUUCUGAUACUCUUUUUACCUCCUGUUUUUGCAGGUAGAUUGAGAAUAACUUUUAGGUUCUUUUGUUGUUCAGUAAUUUUGCAAACUUAAAAUGCAUGAUUAGAACUAGAAAAUAAAGCUAUAAUAGUAAUAUGUCAAAUUGAAGGGCUUCAGGGAGCCAGAGCUGCAUAAUAAGAGAUUAGGCUUGUUAGCCAUAGAUUUGAAAAUAAGUUUCAGCUGUCACCUGUAUAACUUUGGGCACCGGUCAUUUCACUCCUCUGAGUUUAUUUAUAAAAUGAUUAUAAUAAUUCUCUCGUGAUACUGUGAGGAUUAAGUAAAAUGUGUAAAUUGCCUACUUCCGUAGGCCUUCAUAUUUAUUUUUAUUUUUUAUGUACAUUUUUUCUGCAUUUUUAUAGCUGCCUAAAGUGUAGGGAAAGAGGAAGACUCCAUAAAGGCUGAUUACUUUUUUAAAAUUGUAAACUAAUCAUUUGCAGUGACUUAUUUUCCUUCCAGUUCUUGUUUUUUUUGUUUCACAACAACAAAACACAUUUUUUUAGACUGAAGAAGCAAAAAAAUUGUGCUCAUGCUCUUAUUUUCAUCUUUAUCUAUAUAAAGUGAAAAGACAUUAGCUUGUAGGUGACAUGUAAGGAAACUUCCUCACUUGAAGAGGGGAUUUUGGUGUAUUAAUACUUCGAUUCUACAAAUCUUUUACUGACUUUACUGUCAUAAAGGAAUCAUUUUGGCACUGACAUUUUAUAUUUGGUGCUCUUAAUUCAUGACAAAAAUUUGAUAUAUAAACAGGUUCUCAAAACACUACAGCACAAGGCAAAUAAGGAAUACUAAGGGUGAAAUGUAAUAUUCAGAAUUGUAAUAAAACCCAAAUUGAAAUA
This is a messenger RNA of Fukomys damarensis (Damara mole-rat), 3893 nucleotides long. RefSeq names its product GrpE like 2, mitochondrial (gene Grpel2). Gene Ontology annotation, molecular function: protein-folding chaperone binding; adenyl-nucleotide exchange factor activity; protein homodimerization activity. The transcript is spliced from 5 exons. Lineage: Eukaryota; Metazoa; Chordata; Mammalia; Rodentia; Bathyergidae. The record is from RefSeq and is a predicted model, not a curated record. Bases 165 to 917 code for a protein of 250 amino acids. Gene Ontology annotation, biological process: protein folding; protein import into mitochondrial matrix. Gene Ontology annotation, cellular component: PAM complex, Tim23 associated import motor.